This is a messenger RNA of Coregonus sp. 'balchen', 15044 nucleotides long. The record is from the annotation of a GenBank genome assembly. Lineage: Eukaryota; Metazoa; Chordata; Actinopteri; Salmoniformes; Salmonidae.
AUGGCGCAAAGGGUAGGUUUUGAAUCUUCAACACUUACCUAUACAAAUCCACUAUAGGAGGGCCUCCAUAUCGCUAUCCACUUGUCAGUGGCGGCUUAUUUAUAAAGUGUUCAUAUCUAAGCCGUUUUAUUUGACAUUUUUGCAGUAGGCUACCUUUACUCUUCAAGCGGAGUGAAAGCCUCUGCUUAACCGACGGUCUCCGCGGCAUUCGUGGAGCAGUUUUUAAAGGGACUCCUAAGUAAUUCGGUGUUUUGCCAAAGUAACCCACCUUCGGAGAUUCAGAACUUAAAAAUGUUUUUGGUAAUUACAAAUACAAACCUUAUCAAUGUAUUAACUUGGUAGUUUAGCCAUGGCGAUUGCCUUUUCUGCCAAAGCAACAGGAAUGGCACAAGGAUUAGCCUACUUUUUUCAAAUGCUGGUGUAGUAGCCUAGUUUCACUAUAUCGCUUUGACUAUAGCCUACUAUGACUUCAAUAACAUGUUACCUUAUAACUAGCCUAUACGUACAUUUUGGCCACGUUACGCGUGAGUUUCUAUCCUCUGACUUUGUUGUUGUUUUAUUCCAGUACGAUGAGCUGGCCCAUUAUGGUGGGAUGGACGGAGUCGGGGUCCCGGCGUCUAUGUACGGAGACCCGCAUGCUCCACGGCCGCUACCCCAAGUCCAUCACUUGAACCAUGGACCACCGCUCCAUGGCCAGCACUACGGUGCUCAUGCACCCCAUCCCAGCGUUAUGCCCAACAGCAUGGGCUCCGCUGUCAACGAUGUUUUAAAGAGGGAUAAAGAUCAAAUCUAUGGGUAGGUGGACUAUAAUUACAUACCUUAUUAUUAAUCUAUUUUACGCUUUCAGUGUGUUUUGACAUAUGAACGUUUUACUUGUUGCAAAAGUUAACCCAGCAAGGCCUAAAUGCAUUAGCAAGUUUACAAGAAGUGUAGUUUAGCUCAAGUAUUAUUUUAUGAUUUUGGAAAAAGUAUUGUCAAAACCUAGAUAGAGGUUUAUGUUUAUCAGUCAUCUGAUAUUAUCACAACUUACAUUUAAAAAAUAAUAUGGAUAACCAUUAUAGUAUACAAUUAAAACUAAACAGAUAGAAGGAUGCAUCUUAUUGGCCCAUUGUAACAAGGGCAUAAACACAGACUGCAACGUAUGGUUAUGGCUACUUCUAAACAAGUUGAUAGGUCCGAGUUUAUAUUUGGUAUAAUCCCCAAAACAUUAUAAUAGUCAGCACUAAUGCGUUAGUGUCCGUGCGUAAAAUGCAUUGGAAAAAUUUAGGACAAAUAGUGUAAUUUGUAAACAAUGCAUUUUGCCAUUAAUGUGCACAUAGCUUAUUCAUAAAAUGUUUACAAAGUAGGCUAAUGCCAUGGAUGAAUUUGAAGAGACAUUUAAAAUGUUAUCUCAGUCAAAACCUUGGAAAGUAUAGUAGUUGAAAUUAUUCCUGACAAAUUCUUCACUAUUUACACUCAUUGGCAUCCUUAGUUUUACUUAAAACUUUAACUUGCUAUGUCGCGGUGUGAUUAGCUUGUAUUAAGCCUGUGUGGAGGAGCUGGCUGCCGGUUUGUGCUCAGGCUCUGUUUCCCCUCUUGCAGUCACCCAUUAUUCCCACUGCUCGCGUUGGUUUUUGAGAAGUGCGAGCUGGCGACGUGCACUCCGAGGGAGCCUGGGGUAGCAGGCGGCGAUGUCUGCUCCUCCGACUCCUUCAACGAGGACAUCGCAGUCUUUGCCAAACAGGUCACUUUUUAUAUUUUUUCUAAAAACCUAAUAGGAUUUUCCAAGUGCUCAUGGCACACGUAUCUUCUUGUUAACUUUUUACACAUUUCACUUUUGGGAUUUUUUAAAGUUAUAGUUGAACAUUUUAAAAUAAAAAUUGUGUUUGUUAGGUUAUAUAAUGUCGAAGUUAAAAAGCAAAUUCACUGGUGAUAUUGACUCAUUAAUGUCUACACAACAUGAAAUACAAACAUAAUAUAACUUUGAACUGUGUUUUAUUUAUUAUACAACAUUAUUGCAUUAUUGCAAGUCAAAUAUAUAUUUUUUGGAAUGGUUUCAUGACUAAAUGCACUCAACGCCUGUAAGAAGUAGUCGAAUUAACCCUCCAUCUUUGGUGUUAUUCUAGGUCCGAGCAGAAAAACCUUUAUUUUCAUCAAAUCCAGAGUUGGACAAUUUGGUAAGCACUAUGCACGACCAUUUGCCUUUCAAUUCCCUUGUUGGUGUAACUGUUACUCCUACUUAGCUUGUUUUUUUUACUUAAACCAUGCUCUUGUGUUCUCAGCAUCGCAAAGUAAAUAUGUAAGGAUUUGAUGCAAAAGCACAACACAGAUGUUAGAUAGGUUUCUUUGAAGUGAACAAGGGGAAGCUCUGAGGGGUCUCGAGUGGCACAGCAUUACGCUGCCUACAGGAGGCCGAGAGGGAAGCCUCUGAUUAGGCUAAAAAGCGCUGGGACUCUCACUGGGCGAAUCCUGCGCCAUGGUCACUCAUUGGGAGCAAUGGGGCUUCAUUUGCCGCUUAAAUCGCUGCCUAUGUAGCCCACAUCAAUUGGCUCGGUUGACCAAAUGUGUCUUGCCUAAUUCAGUUGUUAGAUAAUCUUAACAUUUUUAUUUUCCAAAUGUUAAAUGAAUAGCGAAUACAGUAUUACACACCACGAUAAGUGUGGGAAGCAUAACUUUGCUCGAUAACCCCAUAGCCUAAACUUCAGGAAAAUGCAAGAGUGUGUUUUUGUUAUAUGAAGUGAAAAUAACAAUGUGUAGCCUUAUGCUUACCAUUCCAUUAUACUUUCAUAAUUUAAAGACACCAAAAAUGUUGAUUUUUAUUGUUGUUUAUUCCUGUUUUCAGAUGAUACAAGCCAUACAAGUAUUACGAUUUCACCUUUUGGAAUUAGAAAAGGUAUUUUUUUUUUUUUUUUUUUUACAAUUCAUAUUUUUAUUGUGUGAUUAUAGUGUUUGAGACGUGAUCAGCUUUAGAUUCAGCAUGUGGCCCUGUAUUGACAUAACUCGUAUGGUAAGUAGCCUAGUUUGUUACACAAAUGUGAAAGUUAGACAGUAUUUUGCAGAAAAUUAGUUGAUAUUGCGUGUGAUGUAAUACAUUAUUCAGAGAAAAAUAUUAAUAUUCAACUAUUAAAAUACUAUAAUGUUUAAUUGUGAUAAAGAGACUCAUAAAAUAAUUCAGAGUGAUUGGAUUGAAUUCACACUCUUGGGCCUUUACAAUACACUGACCAUAUUGAUAAUGCUUUGACAUUAUUUGUAUGCUAAUAUCACAGAUUUGAAAUCUGGAGAUUUGGCACCAACUGGUUAUUAUAUGUCGAGCUUACCCAUGGUGUUUAUUUUUUUCCGUUCGACUUGUUGCUCUGGUCUCAAGAGAAUAAUAAGCGCUGCAACAAUUUCACUAUUGUUUCCUUGCGCCGAUAAUGCCCCUAAAUUGUAGGCUAGUUAUUCUUGGACUGUCUGCACCGUUUCCCCAUCUUUAUAUUUUUUUUUUCUCCUUGUUCUAGGUGCACGAGCUCUGCGACAAUUUUUGCCACCGGUACAUCAGUUGUUUGAAAGGAAAAAUGCCAAUAGAUCUAGUUAUUGACGAGCGGGAUGGAAGCUCGAAGUCAGACCACGAAGAGCUCUCAGGAUCUUCGACCAACCUAGCCGAUCACGUAAGUAAUACGCUUUUCUAUCGUUAUAAUAGUUUUAUCAGAAAGUUAUAGAGGCCUGUUACGGCGUCGUUGUUGUGAGUGCGUGUUGUUUGUUGUUGGUAAUAUUGAAGUAGACGUUUUCUAAUGGUCAUUUGUGACAUUUUAUUGUUGUUAGAAUUGUUUCAAAUGUGUUUUACUAACGGUGUAAUUUGUUGACUAUUUUACAUGGUGUGAACUGUCAUUAUAGCCACCGUUUAGCCUGUGUUGUGCUAUAUGUCCUCAGCAGGAGGCCUGUUGGUGCUGUUGCAUGCUGCAGAUGCAUUUGGGAAAUCGAUAUUUUUAGGUCAAAAGUCAGUUGUGAUACAAAGCAGUGAGUUAUUGUUUUAGUCUUUUGAUUAGGGGCAUUCAUGUGUGUAUAAUAACUGUUUGUGUGUGUGUGUGUGUGUGUGUGUGUGUGUGUGUGUGUGUGUGUGUGUGUGUGUGUGUGUGUGUUUGUGUGAUAGAGAGCGUGUGUGUGACCGAAGGCGAGAGUGUGUGCAUGUGUGUUAUGUUUUUUGGGGGGAAUAUGGAUUGUUUUUUAGUGGGGAUAUGGAUUGUUGGACAUUGAAUGUGAAAGCGAUUAUCUGUUGCUCAGAAUUACAAUAGAAUAGCACGUUUUUGGAGUGGACUAAUGAUAAAAAAGACAAGGGCAUAAUUUCGGGAUACAGUGUAAGAGACGAUAAUGAUUUGGAGCGUGCGUAAAAAAGCUUUCGGAUUUUGCUGCAGAAAGGGAGAAAGUGAUAAUCAGUAUGGGCUACCAUCAAUGUCAAGUUCAUAAUGUGGUAUUAGGCCUACCUCACGGCUUGGCAGUGCUGCAAUGGCGUUACUUGCUGUUGAUUUUAAUGUGUUUAAUUGUUUCUUAUUGAUCGCCCGGUGGUUUUGCUCUGCAGUGUCUCUCUCUCUCAUCUGCACCCCAAUUUUAUGGCCUUGAGGCUCCAUAAUAAUUAAUUCAAUUACAUACACCUGAAGUACAGUGCCUUUAAAUUUGAAGAUUUAUCCCGUGCCUUAAACACGCCUUUUCCGGUGUAAAAACGGGCGCUGCAUAUAAUCGGUGCAUUGUGUAAAGGCCUAACAGUUGAUAAUUCAUUAUUGAUUUAAUAUCUGGGAUCAGAUCUAAUAUCCCUAUUAAAUAGGCUGUAGGGAUGACGUUUUGGUGAAUUCGGGGUGUGUAUUUCGUGACAGAGUGACUGGUUUAUAUCUGAGCAGCACGAGCCCAAGCCUAUUAGGAAGGAAAGCAGAUUUAAGUGUUAUUCAAAGUCACUGCGCUGCAUCUGUUGGGUUUAGCUAUAAUAGCGGUUGAUUCCCUUUGAAUAGCCGGCGCGUUGUUCAGAGUUGCUAGUCAGAGUGCAAUGCAUAAGGUGAAUUAAAACACAAUUAACACCCUUAGCAAAGUGGGGCCGAGCAGCAGUUAAAAGCUCAAUAUUGUGGAGCUCCUCUCUAGAAUAGGCGAAGUGUAGAAAUGAGGCAUUCUGUUGUUUAUACUGAAGAGAUUAGAUAAACUAGCCUAGUUUGUUUCGUGGCAGAUGGUUGAUACUCAAGCCAAUUUCCAAUGUUCCCUCGCAAUGUUUAGACCUAAGCAAUUGUCAUCGGGUCCACUUGUGAUAAAUAUUAGUUUGAUAAUUAGCUAAUUAAAUAUGUCAAUAAAGAAAAAUCAGAACCAGCAAUAAACAAACUUGAAGGUGCAUGACAAGUCAUUUAUCUUGGGGUCGUUUACACUGACCACUUCAUUAGUUGUUUUAUUUAGGUUGGAGCGAUUUCUUUCUUUCUUGUGGCAGCAAUGAUAAUUUUACUACAGCUAAUUGUUGUGCUCAGCCUUACUAAAGCAGAAGGAGGUUGCUUAUGCGUUUCUAUACCUUGUUUACAUUGCGACUAUAGUGCUGAACUGUAGUGUGAAAAUAGGCUAAUAAUGUACAUGCUCUCAGAUGAUCUUUAUUCAAAUGUUUAAAAAAAGAUGUGCACUGUAGCGUACACUGACAGUGUUACAUUGUUAUAAACGUAAUGUGUACAGUGAUAGGCUGAUAAUAUAUUUAUUGUUGCAUUUAUAUGUAUCGAUUUUUUUUUAUACUUCUUGACAGUAGUGUCAAAUGCAGUGCAAAAUAUAAUUGCUGAUAUAAAAGUAAAAACAGUAUGGCUCAAACUAUGAAGAAUACAUGAUGCAUACAACAGAAGAGUGUAUAUUCUAGUGCCCUGUGCUUAACCAGGCCCUAAAACACUGUAGUUAAUGGCUAUGUCCCCCACAGUAUGCACACUCAUUUCCAUAUCAUAUUUCAGUAGUUUGAGUUGUAUAUGCCUCAAAUAUGAUGAGCAAUAAUAUGAAUGAACACAAUAUUGAAAUCUGCGUAUAGCAACACGUGUGUGUAGGCCUACUGUUGGGUUGCUGAGUUGCAGCUACACUUGUUUUGUUUUAUUUAUUUUAUUAUUAUUUAUUUUGCUUCUGUUUUAUUAUUCAUUUCUAUCCUCUCUUCUAGUUGGAGAGGGGAAGGCAAUUUGAUAGUUAGAUAUGCUAAUUUAUUUAUUUAGAAUCUCUCACGUCCAUUUUUCUUUGCUUUGAUAUGCAUUUUUAAUAUAUAGCCCAGGGCUACAUCUCAUUUGGUGAAAGUUGGGCUUGCUGGAGAUGAUAAGGCUCUUCACGGUGAAGGAGACAGCCCGUUGAGCUUGUUUUUCCCCCUCUACCCCUUUCCCCUCUCUCUCUAACAAGGUAUCAUGGUCUGACUUCAGUAUUCAACGUUUGUCCAGGGGAUAAACUUACAUUUUUGACAAUUAAGUUUAGGCAUUAAUUCCGACUGGUUAAGGUAAGGGUUAAGGUUUGGGAUAGGGUUAAGGUUAAGGUAAGAGUUAAGGUUUGGGAUUGAACCCGCGAUCCUCGGAGCCAGAGCACGCAAGCCCACUAGAUGGUAAUAGGUGCUCACGUUGCCCCUAGUGGACGGUAUUGAAGGCAUCUCCCGAUAUCCUGGGGACCUGGACAAACGUUGAAUACUGAAGUCGAUUUGAUGUGACCUGGCUGCUCUCCCUCUCUAUCCCCCUCAUUUCUCUACCUGACAGUAGACCCUAAUAAGUGCUGUGUUAUUUACACUUCAACACUGUAUUGUCAGAGCUGAUUGGAUUAUACCAUUGUCAGAUGGGGCCUUUAUGGCACUGUUGAUUUCUUCUGUUGGAUUUCUAUGACAAUCCCAACCCCCCCCCCCCCCCCCCCAAGCACCCAUCACUUGUAAAAUAAAAUAAAAAAUUAUCAUGUUUUGUUACACAUGGACAGUGAAAACAAGGGACUGUCUGGAUCUUAACAAACGAUCGGUGCUGUGGUGUCGUUCGUCAGUCGCUGUGCUCGCAUGUCUUUUAAUUAAUGAAAUUACAUUUCAGUCUUCUCUGUGCUACAUCCAAUUAAGGCGCCGAAUAGUCUACAAUUAAUGGUUGCUGAAUAUGAUCUGUUCUAAUGAAUUUGUUCUUUGUGCCUCCUCGUGUCUAUUGUACAGCCUUUUCCCACCAAACUGUACAUAUUAGCCAAGGUUUUAAUUCUCCUCCAACACAUGCUAUUGACAUCAUUUUUACGACGUGUGCAUAGUUUGUUAUGAAGAAAUAUUGUGAGAUUUGAGUUUCUGCCACUCUCAGUUUUUCUCUCAACGCUUGAGGGCUGUUGGUUGUAGUUCCCACAAAGGUUAUGUAGGUUAUCCUAGCUCUGCACGGCCAGAGAGAAAACACUAGUGUUUACAUUUCAUUCUCUGGUAAAGGCUUGGGCCGUAAAAACUCAUUUAUCAGAUGGAAUGACGAUGACAAGGAUUCAAACCUAUAAUAUGAUAUCUUGUACAAUGUACAAUUACUUUUAUUGUUAUCAUUGGACAUGUAAUAUAUGUCCUGUUUCUUUAUGUUCCUAUGCUUAGCACUACAUGCUCCUUGCUCCAUAAUCAUACAUUCUGCCUCACUGUGUUAGCCUACGUCUAGCCUCCGGGGCUUCCAGUGCUGUUGAACCAUGGAAUUUCUCCAUUUUGGAAGGUGUUCUAAUUUAAGUAGCACUAGCUCUCGCUGACCGAACUGUCUUUGUUUGGAUCCCCCAUCAAAAUAAUGUGUCAUUUAGUGGCCUGACUGCACUGUUCCAGACAAUUGUUUUGUGAUGGUAGGAUGUCUGGGCCUACAUUUCCUAUUUGAUUUGUAUUCAGAUGCAGGGGCCUGUUGGCAGGCAUGUCUAAUCACUAUGGGUAGUAGGGAGAGAGAGAGACUAACUUGUUGCAGUCCCCCACACACUCCCUACCCACCCGUCCCUCCCUCCUAGCUCCAUGCAAUGGACGCCGAUGCAACCUACAACUGAGCUAAAACAUGUUUCUGAAGCUGUAGUUCUAUGAUCGUAUUAAUAGGAAAGGUGUAAGAUUAUUUGCAUUUUACACCUAUUGCACCAUGCAUAUUCCAAAUAACUACUGCUCAGUGGUGUGUAUUCGCAAUACCUUUUCUUGUUGUUUCAUCAUUUGAAAUAUUUGAGUUGUACUCUAAGAUGUUGUCAUGUGUAGUGUAGAUGUAUUUUUGAAUAAAUCAGUUGUGAAACUGAUGAGUAAUGUUCUCAUGUUUGUAUGAGUCAAUGUCGUAAAUCACAUAGCGUUCAAUGGUGUGGAAUCACGUUUUUAUCUGUGCAUUCUGAUAGAAUGAUUGCACAUGUAAUGUGCCAUUCAGUGCAAUGAAUGAGACUUAUUUCGCCCAGAAGUAAAUUCCCCACCAUACACUCAGGCAGUCACCCAGGCCUGUCUCUUAAAACACGCAACAGUGAAUUAUUAGAUACUUAAUUAAUGUUUCCUUUUUAUUCUCUGAGGAUAAUUGUAGGUGUUGUGAAAUGCUCAGUUGUUUAGUAGAAGAGCACCUUCACGUUUUAACAUCUUUUUUUGGCUUGUCUCUAUAAUUACGUGUUAAAUUCGACCAAAAUGUGCGAGGACUUUAACUGCUUAUGAGGGGUGGUAAGAUGCGUCUUGAAAUGUCAGCCGGCUAUGAUUAAUGAUGCUGUAUGUUUCUAGUGUGUCAGCAAUAUGGGACAUGUUCAGUAGAGGAGCCUCCCAGGCCAAGCCGUUGCAGGCUGUGGUGUUAGAGUCUACACUGUACACCAGUGUAGUCCCCUGAAUCACUCUGCAUUCUACUCUUUUUCAGCCCCCCUCCCAACAAAAUUCAAUGACAGUGCUAAAUCAAUUUUAUUUGACAUUCCAAGGGAUGUACAAAAAAAAAAGCUGGUGAAAUUGCUGCGAUGGGCAUGGCAGGUGUGUGUGUGUAAAUGAGAAAUGGAAGACAACAGGAGUGGAGGAGUGAGUUGUUCUCCUGUGGCCUUGAUGCACUACAAGGCUCUCCUCCAUAUUGUCUCCUGCUUUUAUAUUAAUUACAACUUGCAUUAUCAGCUGUGAGACGCUAACCCCAGCAAAUAGAAAAGUCAGCUCCGGGAGACCAGGCUUGCCUUGUAUCUUAUUUUCCAUCUACUCUAUCUAUUGUGCUGCCUGUCUGCCUGUCUGUCUGCCUGUCUGCCUGUCUGCCUGUCUGCCUGUCUGUCUGUCUGUCUGUCUGUCUGUCUGUCUGUCUGUCUGUCUGUCUGUCUGUCUGUCUGUCUGUCUGUCUGUCUGCUGUCUGCCUGUCUGCCUGUCUGCUGUCUGCCUGUCUGCCUGCCUGCCUGUCUGCCUGUCUGUCUGCCUGUCUGCCUGCGCUGUGUGUUGUGUUGUGUUUGCUCGUUGCUGCUCUCGUCUCUCCUCCUGGUAACAGUGCUCUUCAACACAAUUAGAGAAGAGCAUGGAGUGAACCUUGUUUUAACUCGUAAUUAUGCCAAGCUACAGGGAGUAGUCACAUGACGUGGUGCUACGGGCUUUUCUUUUUUUUCAUCUUCUGUUUUUUUAUAGCGCUCUUGGUUUUUAGAUUGAUGAAGGAAGACCCUUUUCGGUGACGUAGGUUUUUUUCCUAGCUUGUUUGAAGUUUAUUGUACUCAAACACCCUUCAUAGCUCAGAAAGGUUAACCUUGUUGAGUGUGGAAAGUUAAUGCCGGUGUUGUGAUAUUUAUUGUUAUGUUGUGCGAGAGUGGUUAUUGAAGAGAGGUGAGCGACAGAUAUGCACACUGAGGCGUCUGUUUGACAAAAUGAAAACAUCAGCAUAUGUUUGGCCCUACAUAAUAAUCCUACUGUUGUUUGGUCUUUGCUUAUGUUACAGUGACCAACUGGGCUUAGUUUAGUCCAGGCCUAGAUCCCUGGCCAAGCUUCCAUUUACUGUAAUUCUGGCUAGUAAUUCACUACCAAAUAUCACUCCCUUUAACACCAUUAGCUAAGGUGUCUCUGAAUUUAAUUUAGUACCAGAGCCAUUAAAAAUGACACAUUACUGUGCAAUGAUAGCUAAAUGAAGUCCUAUCGAUUCAGCCGUUGCAUUAAAUCCAUGUGGUGCCCUGGCCUAGCUGGCCAUCAGAUCAGAAGCUGUCCUGGCUGGCUGCAGUGUUGUGGAUGUGAUGAGAGAAAGAGAAAGAAAGAGAGAGAGCGAGCGAGAGAGACAGAGAGAGAGAGUUAGUUAGUUAGUUAGUUAGUUAGUUAGUGUACUGUACUGUAUUGUAGCUUUCUAGGCCAGUCUGGCCGGCAAUGGGUGUUUCAGUGUCAGGAAAUGGAACCCAGUCAUUUUCUUUCCUUAGAACAGCAAGAGCCCAUUCGGAGUCAAUGGAGCCUGGCUCUGGCUAAAUAUAUCAUACACUGCCUGGGAUUCUUGACACCUUUUUCCCUCUCUCUCUCAUUCAAUUUCUCUCUCUCUCUCUCUCUCUCUCUCUCUCUCUCUCUCUCUCUCUCUCUCUCGCUCUCGCUCUCGCUCUCGCUCUCUCUCUCUCUCUCUCUCUCUCUCUCUCUCUCUUUCUCUUUCUCUUUCUCUUUCUCUUUCUCUUUCUCUCUCACUCUCGCAAUCGCUCUACCCUUCAUUUUUUAUGACAUUCGCUUGUGAGACUUAAACGAAGAGUUAUGAGAUGGCUAACAUUAGUGAUGUUACUCUCUAUGUAAAAAAUAUACAGAUAAUUGUAAACGAAGGCUCUUGGACGCAUCAAAGCCCAUCUCAGCCCAUGUGUAUCUGAUCAAUAGCCCAGGUAAGCAGCACAUCCCAAUCAUCCAUCCCCUCUUAAUUAAGUAGGGACGUUUUUCUUUUCCACACCCUUGUUCAGAAGGGCUAAAACCCACGCGGGGGCUAUCGUUCGGCCUGCCUUAUUACUCCCACCUCCUCUCCUCUUCUGGGUAAUUCUCCCAGCUCUUUAUCUGAUUGCCAUCCGGUGAACAGCUGACACAGAGAGGGGUUGGAGUGGAGCGCUGUGGCUGAAGGGCCUGUGUCUGUCUGCUGUUUUCCGCUUCGCUCUAAGCUGUUUGAGAACACAGCCUUCCUCCCUGAAAACGUACCAGAUAAAAGGAGGGCUGCUGAGAUGAGCUGCUCAUAGGCACAGCUGGAGCAGCAGCACAUAAGGAUCAGGCACCCAAGGGAACCAGCGAGCCAGUCAGCUAACCGCUCUGUGCUGCUGUCUCAUAGCCUCUCCCCGUGAACUCCUCUCCAGGCCCUCUCCUGUCUGUCCUCCCCCAGAACAGCUCACUCAAACUGGGACAGCCUCACGAGCAGGCGAAAGUUCAGCAGGAACGCUACUGAGCUGAGGCAGAAUGGUAAAAAACGGGCUCUUUUGAAAUAUUUCUGUGCCGUGUAUCCCCCCCCCCCUUUUCAUAUAUGUAUGUGUGUUUGUGUGUUUGAGACUGAAAAAAAGCAAGCGGGGAGAAGUGGGCUGAGGUUUGUGGGAAGCCUUGGUGCAGGCCUGUGUUUGUUUGGCUUGGGCUCCUUUCAAGGGGCCGCUUUUCCAGGCCCCCAGACAACAUUGGGCCAAUAUUCGCCAACAUUUUGUCAUCGUGUUCAGGUGACAAAUUAAAUUGGAAUAGGCUAGCCUGUGUAUUUGUGUGUGUGUGUGUGUGACUCAUGCGUCUGUUUGUGCUGUGUGUGUACAGGGGUGUCUCACAGUCUGUCUCUCUGUGGUGUGAAUGGCAGAGGAAAUUCCCCCUUUAGCCUGCCUUCGUGUGGCACUGUUAAAGCCUUUCCUGUACAGUACUGUAGAAUUCCUGUUUCCCGGUUCAGACCUGCAGGGACCUGGGAAUGACCAGGAAAGAGAGGAGGAGAGAAAAGAAGGAGCGAGAGGAAGGAGAGAGAGGAGGAGAGAGAGGAAGGAGAGAGAGGAAGGAGAGAGAGGAAAGAGAGAGAGGAAGGAGAGAAAAGAAGGAGCGAGAGGAAGGAGAGAGAGGAAGGAGAGAGAGGAAGGAGAGAGGAAGGAGAGAGAGGAAAGAGAGAGCGGAAGGAGAGAAAAGAAGGAGCGAGAGAAGGAUAGAGGGGAAGGAGAGAGAAGGAGAGAUAGGAAAGAGGAGAGGAAAGAGAGAAAAGAGACGAGAGGAAGGAGCUUCUCCUCCUUCUUCGUUAUAUUCCUCUCUUAUCCAGAGAGAGGAAAGAGAGAACAAAGAAGGAGAGAGAGGAAGGAGAGAGAGGAAGGAGAAACUCUACUUAUGAGCUCUACAUUUUUUUGUAAAAACUAUUACUGCACCACUAUUUGAGCCAGUUUGCUCUGUAGGAGUGCUCUGUACUUUCUCUAAAUGUGUGUGUGUUAAUGUGCGGGUGUGUAUGUCUCUCUCUGUGUGUAGGGGCGUGUGUGUGCAUUUUUGGCAGAUUAGAGGGAGAAUCACUGUCAUAUCUUAUUUUCAUUUCUGACAGUGCUAAUGAUGAAUAGCUCUUGUGGUGUAUUUAGACUUCUUACCUCGAUAUUUCUCACUAGACACGGAAGUCUCAAUUGGUUACGGUAUAAACGAACUCAACAGGGCCUGGCCAUAUGUGUUUAGACAAUUCUUCAGCGAGCGCCCUGCCUGCAACGUUCAAAAUCAGACGGCACAUUAACCGUCGUCGCUGUGUUGUGCGCUCUUAUGUAUUAAUGAAACUGUUUGAUUGCAGAGUUUAGACUUUAGUGCUUGACGGUUUAAUGCGCUAGGCUUUUUUCUUUUGGCCUUUGAUUGUAGUGGCAUUGUUGAUUGUGUGCUAGGGGCAAAAUGAGUGGAACUCUUUGCUUGCCCAGGAAAUGUAAGCAGUCCAAGAGAUCCUCACUGCACUGUAGACUCUUACAGAUGUCACUCUCACGUUUCCAACAUACUCAUGUGAUCUCCCUCUCUCUCUUUCUCUCUCUCUCUUUUUCCCUUUCUCUCCACGCUCUCCGCUCCUGGUUUGCGGUUUGGAUGGGGAAUGCGGACGGAUGGAUCCUUCUCUCUUUCUCUCUCUCUUUUUGUAAAACCCAUGCAGAACCCAGCUUCCUGGAGAGACCACGAUGACGCCACCUCCACACACUCGGCCGGCACGCCAGGGCCCUCCAGCGGGGGCCACGCUUCACAGAGCGGCGACAACAGCAGCGAACUAGGUGAGCCAGCACACCCCCCCCCCCCCCCCCCCCCCCCACACACACACACACAUAGAGGCAUGCACAUGCACACACACUCAUACAAGCACACAUGCAACAUAAUAUUUUAAACACUUGCCAACACACUACUUUUGGAGACGAUCGAAUUUACACUUACUGCUCAUUAGAAAUAGUGUCAAAGUGUCAGUAUUCUCUCACUUGCACACACACACACACACACACACACACACACACACACACACACACACACACACACACACACACACACACACACACACACACACACACACACACACGUUAUACACAGAGCAGCUUACUAACUGCUGUAGCUAUUUAGAGGUAGAGUUGAACAGAGUGCUAAGAAAAGCUGGUGAUUAAUAGGAUAUUUCUGCCAGUUCUCACUAGCAUUUAAAACAUAUUAACUUUGCUAGCUCUACAAGCCCAUUUACAGCUCAGAACAGCUUGUGCUUUUUAUAGUCUGGACUGCCAGCCAGCCUAUCAUAAUGCAUUCUUUUAACUACACUCUAUUACAGUUAUAAUGCAAGUCAUGUCUGUGAGUCUGCAUUUUGGAUAGUUAAACUGUUUAGUUUUUCUUCUAUUCACAUUUGUUGAAGUAUUGAAACGAAGACAUCAACACAAGGCAUCAACACCAAAACAGAACAAACUUAAGUGAUCCAACUCUGUUAUCUUACUAGUGUCUUUGCUAAGACAACAGUGUUGAUUAGUCCACUAGCCUUUCCUUUCUUGUACUGCCCUUGUUUUCAGUGUUCUCUGUUGCAGUCAGAUCUCCUUUCACUGGCGGCAGUGUGUGUGUGUAUGUGUGCACGAGUGUGUGUUAUUGUUUGUGUCCGUUUCUGUCCGGGGUUUCCAUAGAAUUUCAUCACACCACACACACACUCUUCUCUCGCUCACAGUAUGUCUCCACAAGAGGCCAGACACUUGUCAUGUCCAAUCACGGCUAUCGUUUUGCCGAUAGGCAAUCAAAUGUAUCGAUGGUGUGUAUAUGUGUGUGUGUGUGUUCUGUGGUUGUGCUGGUUUAAUCAUAGAGUCUCUCUGAGUCUGUGGGCCUGUUGGAGUGACUGUGCUGCUGAACCAUUACUGACCACAGAGACACUCCUAGAGGUGAUCUGUGGUGGUCCCGUGUCAGGACUAGUUGCAUUACAGGCAGCUGUCUGGCUGAGCGGAAGGGGCUUGGCGGUGACAGUAACUCCGGCUCACGAGGUGCACUGCGAAUUAGCAAGGUGGAAAGUAGCUCUAAGAUUUAGCUCAAAGAUUUAACCCACAUUUAGCCCAUUUCUAGAAGCAAGUGUAGGUGCAUCUGUCAAAGGGAUUUUCGGUUAUAUUCAGGUUUAUUUUAUAUUCAUUGUUUGUCAUUCCUGCAAAGCUAGUAGUAGGAGAGACUAAGCGAUGCAGAAUAGAGGUUUGCACAAAGGGGAGAGGGAGGGAGCAAAGAGAGUAGAGAGAGUAGAGAGAGCAGAGAGAGCAACGAGAGUAGAGAGAGUAGAGAGAGCAGAGAGAGUAGAGAGAGUAGAGAGAGCAGAGAGAGCAGAGAGAGUAGAGAGAGAGAGCAGAGAGAGCAGAGAGAGCAGAGAGAGUAGAGAGAGUAGAGAGAAGAGAGUAGAGAGAGCAGAGAGAGCAGAGAGAGUAGAGAGAGCAGAGAGAGCAGAGAGAGUAGAGAGAACAGGGGAGUAGAAAAAUGCACUGCCUAUUGAUUAUUUUACACACAUAAGUACAAGUGACCUGUAAUCCACAGAGCACUUAUCGACUGCUCUCUCCACCGGAUCCAGUAACAGCUGAUCAAUAUAGCCCAAGACAGUUACCGUACGACGCUGAGCACUAUGCCAAGUAGGACCCAGACCAGACCUGGGCCUCCCUGACCCAGACCAAAAUAGCCUAAAUACUGUACACAGCUCCUGCUCACACCCCUGGGUGAAAAAGCCCCUCAGACACACGGAAAAGAUGGAGGAGAGAGAGAAAAAGAGAGUCGACAAGACGAGGAGAUGUAA